Messenger RNA from Lytechinus pictus (painted urchin), 4040 nucleotides. RefSeq names its product grancalcin-like. The transcript has 8 exons. NCBI's taxonomy places the organism in Eukaryota, Metazoa, Echinodermata, Echinoidea, Temnopleuroida, Toxopneustidae. Bases 307 to 1041 code for a protein of 244 amino acids. The record is from RefSeq and is a predicted model, not a curated record. Gene Ontology annotation, molecular function: calcium ion binding.
ACUACUUUUACAAGGAAUUAAAAGACCACAAUAAUAAUUCCUGAUUGGUCACUGUUGAGAAUAGCGUCAUCGCUUUAUGAAUAUUGAGAUCACUUCCUGUUAAUAACACUGAUUUGUGUAUCUGCAGGAGCCCAUCAUGGUUAUAAGAGAGAGUGGAAAUGAAAGCUAGAGCCACUUUGAAGAUAGAUUCCUGACGAGUGCUUAGAGAAGAGUUGAUCAAGCAGAUGUUGUUGCACGAGUUGUAAUAGUAAUAGUAGAUCGAGUGUUGAUAGUUGAUUGAGUGGUUAGCAAAGGUUCAAAUUCACCAUGGAUGGCAUGUUUAGUGGCAUGAUGAAGGCCCAUAACUCGGUGAUGGAGGCGGUGGCCGAUGCUGCUCGGCAACCCAAAGUUGUGGUGGUUCCUGGGGGAAAUCCUUACCCCCUUCCUGGAGGAGCUGUACCUCCACCGGCAGCAGUGGUUCCACCAGCUGCUUAUGCUGUACCACUGGUAGGAGGACCAGGCUUCGGUGCUUAUCCUCCUACCGGAGCACCUCCAUAUCCGGAUCCUCUGUAUGGUUACUUCACAGCCGUGGCGGGUGCAGACGGGCAGAUUGACCAGAAGGAGCUCCAACAAUGCCUCACAUCAUCUGGGAUCUCAGGAUCUUACCGACCUUUCAGCUUAGAGACAUGUGUCCUGAUGAUCAAUAUGUUGGAUCGUGACUAUUCCGGGAAGAUGGGAUUCAACGAAUUCAAGGAGCUCUGGGGUGCUCUUAACCAAUGGAAAACUACCUUCAUGCAGUACGACCGCGACAGGUCGGGUCAGGUCGAUGGCAAUGAACUCGCACAAGUUUUGACCGCUUUUGGAUACAGGUUAUCCCCUCAAGCCAUGGGAGUGUUUCUGAGACGUUAUGGUGUCAACAACCAAAUCCCAUUUGACGCAUUCGUUGCCUGCUGUGUGCGCCUCAAGGGUCUUACAGACUUCUUCAAAAGACGAGAUGUUCAACAGACUGGAAAUGCUAACAUGCAGUAUGACGAUUUUAUCUGUGGUACAAUGUCCUUCUAAACUUGCCAGCAUAUACGUCUGAGAUUCCAGCAAGAUGAUUGGUCAUGUUUGGUCAGUAACAAUACUACAAGUUAGAUAUCCAUUACAAAUGUCCUAUUUAUUCCAUGUAAAGGUGUUGUCAGCUCAUUAAUAUUCAUUAAUAUUUUAGAAAGUGGGUGUGGUUCAUGCAUAAAUUGAUAUUUGUGGUCCCUAUGGAAUAUUUUGUGAACCUUAUGGAAUACUUUAAUGAAUUUUGUAGAUGAAAAAUGAAUCAUUCAUUCUUCCUCCUAUUUCCAAUAAUCCUUCCCCCCUCUCUCUCUCUCUCUCAUUCUUUAUCUCUUCUCUUGCUCAGCCUCUCAACCCCCCCCCCCUUCUCUCUGCCUUCCAAGUUAUAAAUUAAGGAUAAUUUAUGUUUUUCUUCUCAAUAAGAUAGUUAUUAAAUUAAUAGAUAUGUGUAUCAGUGGUUGAUAUUAAUAAUGACAUUGUUUAUUCAUACAUAUAUCAUUGUCAAUUGUGUGUGAAUGGAUAUCUAUAAAUCAUGAAAAUUUGUAUAAUUCGUCAAAAAAAAAAUUAUGAGGUCUUCAAUUUGGUUUCUAGAUAAAGAGUAAUGCUCAUUGCCUUACAGUAAUCCUUAGUCUUUCAAUUUCAAUUGUAUCUCUUCUUUACUUUAUAUAUAAAUGUAAUCGAGGUAGCUCACCUCUUGAGUGCACAUUUACACUGGAUUAUUUUAAGUUUGGUGUAAGAAACUGGUGUUGGGGAUUUGGAUAUUUCAUUUUGAAGCCCACACAUGAUCUUGAGGUUCCAUGACAUUUGCUCUGGCGACAAUCGCUCCGCUGUAAAUUCCUCUUACUAAUGGAAUGACCAGCUCCAACCCUGGAUUUAACAUUAUACCCUAUCAUAAUCCUUCGGAGGGGACCUUAAGCCGUCGGUCCUCUGGUUGCUUGCUUACAAGCAUUCAUGCUUUCUUAGCAAUCAGGUAAAAAAAUCACCACCAAUCAAUCAAUAAUCCUAACCCUAAACCUAACAUAAUACCCUUUUGCUACUUUUACCCAAUAUCUGAGAUGAAAUAAAGCCCAGAGAAAUUGUCGCAGGAGCAAAUGUCGUGUCACCAUGUUAGAUCUUUUGUAACAGCUGGAUACACUCUUUAAAACACCUGAAUUUGUUCUUAAUGCCAACAUUAGCACAAACACCGUACUUUAAUAAUUGUUCAUUGUGAAGUGGUAGGAUUUACAAGUGGAAAAACUUCUAUAUUGAGAAACUAGUGCAUAUCUGUGCAAGCUUUAUUGUUGCAUUCAAUCAUAAUUGUUUCACAACUCUAAAUUGAUUCUUAUAUUAUGUUACGGAACGUCUCAUAAACCAUCUUAUCAAAGAUUUUCACGGACAGCUGUUAUAGACUACUGAAUAAAAAAGAUCUCAUUGGCUGAGAGAACAAUCGUCAAUAAUCUCAGUAUGUACAUUGAAAAUAGCAUCCAAUAAUGAAUGUGCGCUCUUGCCACAGCGAGCUAAAUUGACACUUGUUAGUUUACUGUAUUAAGGAGUUCCUGUUUCUGUAAAUGAAUUAAUACCGAGAGUGGACUCCUGAAUCCUGUGAACUUAGUAACAAGCGUCAGACUCAGUUUAGCACACCGUGUUUACGCAUUCAUUAUUGGGUAUGCUUUCUCAAUGUACACAUUGAAUUUAGUGCAAUCAAUGCAAAAGCGUCUGCAAAGACCAUGGUUAAACCCCUGAUUGAAAAUCUCGUUGAAUCUGCAUUUUUGAGUACACAUUCAACUAUGAAUACAUCCAGAAUCUACAAAACAAAUGCUUUUGAUUUCAAUGGCGAGCACCCACCAUUUCCUCUUUUGCUCCUAACGUACGUGAUUAAAAAUAGAGUAUUAAAUUAGCACUUUUAAGAGCUUCUAUAGCGACUGCACGUUGGUGCUGAUUUUUAGUAUGGCAUGGUGCCCCAAGUCUGCGUGUGCAGUGCCGCUUGUCUGUGCAUAAGCGUAUCUGAGCAAUUCUAAUUUUAAAAAAUCAUGUAACGACCACAAACUUUACACUUGCAAUACAUAAACAGAUAUUCAUAAAAAACAUUUGAGUCAAAGUGGUAAAAUAAUAUUGAAUUUUUGACAUAGUGUGUAACAGUCUCAAACUGCAGCCUUUCUCGUCAAUAUCCCUGAAUCGUCUAUUAAAAGUGAAUGGAUGCCGAGACAUGGGGCACCAUAUUUUUGUCAAUCUGAAAAUGUCUGGCCGUGAUAUUUUUCAAAAAAAAAUCAUAUAUUUUGCUCAAUAUUUUAUGAGAUUUCGGGCAAAAUUACCCUCAGGAACAUUAUCAACUGAAAAUGUAGCACAUCAUCUGCUGUUUUGAGCACCCCAAGGGCUGCAAAACAGCACAUGAAGUAUGUCUCUAUACAAGCUCUUAUAAGUGUUGAUAUAGUACUUUAUUCUUAAGAGCGUAACUUUCCAAUUAUGCAAAAUUAUUAAGGAGAUGAAUUGUUAUGGUUCUAUUUCAAGAGUUUUUUUUAUAUGUCAUUUGUUUUUCAAUAUUUGUCUUUAAUGUAUAUGUUUCAUUCCUUGUACACGUAUAAAGUGGUUAUCCUGUAGGAAAAUCCCCAGUACUAGUUUUAUUAAUUGCCAUAUUAUCCUUUUUAAAAGGAGAAUUGGGCCCAUUUGCACAAAAAAUCUAGUAAGGUAAUUUUGCCAAUAUGGUUUCAUGGGAAAUGUGAUCGGUUGCUAAAAAAAAUAAAAAUCAAGGUGUCCAUGGUAAAUACCAUAAUGGCAAGGUAACUAUAAUCCUGAUUAUUUUUGAGAGGAUCCCGAAGCCAAUUACCAUUUAAUGUUAACUACCUUGGUUUACUCCGAGUUGUUCAACAGCCAGUAAAGAAAUCAAUCUUAACCAUCGUAGUUACCAUUGAUCUAAAAAUAAUGUUCAACAUUAAUUUUGUAUGCAAUGGGCCUCAAUGUCGCUGAAUAGUUUAUGCUUUUGUUUUGUGGUAGUAUAUGUACAUCACAGGAAAUAACAUUAAUAGAUAUUAAUCUAA